Molecule: messenger RNA, 288 nt
Organism: Chiloscyllium plagiosum (whitespotted bambooshark)
Lineage: Eukaryota; Metazoa; Chordata; Chondrichthyes; Orectolobiformes; Hemiscylliidae
Source: RefSeq, a predicted model, not a curated record
GUAUGUUGGGUAGAGGGACUCCAACAGCAAUGGCGGAGAAGCAGAAACACGAUGGUCGGGUCAAAAUCGGCCAUUACAUCCUGGGCGACACUCUGGGGGUUGGCACUUUCGGCAAAGUGAAGAUGGGAGAACAUCAGCUAACUGGACAUAAGGUUGCAGUUAAAAUCCUGAACAGACAGAAGAUUCGUAAUUUAGAUGUGGUUGGAAAAAUCAAACGGGAAAUUCAAAACUUGAAACUCUUCCGUCAUCCCCACAUUAUCAAACUGUGAGUUAUAUUAAUUGUGUUAU